GAAUGGGCGAAGUUCGGUGUGACAGCACGCGCGUACGCACUCGUUCCCACACCCGUCGAACUAAAAUACGCGGACGUGUGUUUUAAAAAUCGAACGUGAAUAAUUCAAAAAUAUCGAGUUUAUUUGACAGUUUUAUUUUUAAUAAUUCGUUUCGAUUUGCGUUACAAACUUUUUUAAGGUUUAGGAAGUGGAUUUUUUUUUUAUUUCUUUAUAAAAAAAACUUCUAAGGUACAAUUUAUUGCACAAGUGAAAGCUCUAACUGUGUGUGAAUGUGUGUGUUUCGAUAGUAUUUUAUUGCGUGAACAUUCAUUGACAGCGUAUGUAAAUAAAAGGUCGGGAGUGGCCCGAAACAUGACAGCGUAGUUACAAGGCGGCAGCGCAAUGCUCGUGCCAGCAGCAAAAUGGGUGGCAACCAUCAACGAGGGCGGUAUCGCCAAUCAAUUCUUCAUGGCGCUCAUGGUUACCAUACCAGUGCUAAACUUCGGGAUGCUGCUCGGCUGGCAGUCCCCCAUGACACCUGUCCUGCAGGACCCAAACGGCCCAGCGCCCGAGCCGAUCUCCGACGAAACUCUGUCAUGGAUGGCAGCGUUGACAUUUCUGCCACCGAUCUUCUGUGGCUUCCACAUGGGCGGCAUGAUAGACAAGUGGGGCAGAAAGGCCUUCACGAUGCUGACGUCGCUGUUCCUUACGAUAAGUUGGUCUAUAAUGCUACUAACACUGAGGCCGUGGGCGCUGAUAGCCUCCCGUGUGGUCGCCGGGUUCGCAUGCGCUACCUGCUAUGUCGUCACACCACUAUACUUAAAAGAGAUUGCGUCAGAUAAAGUCCGCGGGGCGCUCGGCUCCCUGUUCAUCCUAGCCCAGAACCUGGGCUACCUGCUCAUCUACCUCAGCGGAGACCUGCUGCCUUUUGCAGCAGUCAUGUGGAUGUGCACAGCUGUGCCGGUACUGCAUCUACUCGCAUUCCUUCUGAUGCCUGAGACGCCAGUGUUCUUGAUCAAACAGGGCAAACUUAAGGAAGCCCGCGAAGCAUUGGCUUGGCUGAGGAACACCACAAUUGACGACAAGAACUUGGAAGAAGCGAUCAAAGAACUGGAAAGGGAGGAAGAAUACACCAAAUCUAUGAAGCAAGCCAACUUCAAAAGCUUAGUGCAAGACAAGACGAGGUUCAAAGCGUUCCGAAUUGCGGUAAACGUGAUGCUCUCCCAAGAGACGUGCGGGUACCUGGUGGUGUUGACUUAUGCUGGCUCCAUCUUCGAGAAGGCAUCGGACUCCAUCAACCUGAAAUUGAGUCCGAACAAGCAGACCAUAGUAGUGGGAACUCUGCAACUGCUAGGGUCCAUCGUAGCUAGUUGCAUCGUGGAGAAGACGGGACGGAAGUGGUUGCUGGCGGUCACGUCGCUGGUGACUGGUCUUUCGAUGUUGACACUGGGCGGGUGGUUCCUGGUGACGGGCGCGGGCGCGUGGAUGCCGGGCUGGCUGCCGGUGCUGGCGAUGUGCACCUGUAUCUUCGCAGACGCUGCUGGGUACCAGCCAGUGCCUUACGUCAUCAUGUCCGAGCUGUUCUCAUUUCAAUAUCGUGGAGUCGCAACCUCGCUCAUCAUAUCAGGGACAGCGCUUAGCGAUUUCGCACAAACAAAGGCUUACGAUCCUCUCUUGAAACUACUGGGAAUUCAUUGGGUCUUCAUCAUAUUCUCCAUCAUUUGCUUCCUGGGGACCUUUUACACCAUCAUGUGGGUCCCAGAGACAAAGGGGAGGACGGUCGAGGAGAUCUACGCCAUUUUGGAAGGAAAGAAAGAGAUAGAAGACGAGGAGGCUGGAAAGGAAGUCAGUAGAUUAUGAGGCUUAAUGGUGAAUAUCAUCUUAUGUUAAGUUAAGAACUUUAGACAAUGUCGCGGAAGUGAUGUAUAAUAGUAUGACCUAACUUAAAUACUAAAGUAAUUUGACCUUUUGUGUGGUCUGGAGGACGUAUAAGGAAAAAUAUUGGAACCAAUGUUAUGGACACGAUGACGAAAAUUGUAACAUGAAAUAUAUGGUUGUUCGUGCGCGUGUGCGUUCAAAACCUUCUGAAAACUAUUGAAAAAUGUUGUCUGUAUUAACUGGAGAUCAAUCGAUUAAGAUCAUUGAUUUAGUUCAGAAAUUCAUUUACGUUUUAUAUCGCUUAGAAAAUCCAUUCUGUUUUGGAUAACAUUCUAUGGAUCAAAUCUUGGAUCCUAGAUUAAGUACUUAUAAAUACAUUCCAAAGCAGUACCAUAUAGUUUUUCGAAGCAGUACAAAAUACCUAAUGUGGUGAAGUCAUUAAAUGGGGUAAUAGCAUUUUAAAAUGCAACUGCAAAUAAAAUGAUCGUGUAAAAGAACAUUGAAAGUUAUACGUAUUUAGCUGAUAAAUACAUAAUGUUCUGUCCUACGGUAGUGGCAUCGAUUUCCAUCAAGAACCAAUUAUCGACAUUUUCUCCGUGAUCAAUGAAAAUAGGAGUAGAAAACCGAUCUUUAAAUAUGACGACCUCCGAGUUCGAAUCCCGAUGAGGGCAGAUGUUUGUGUGAUGAAUACGAGCAUUUGUACCCCUAUCAUUGUGUUUAAUGUGUCUUUCUUUAAAAAUAUACUUAUAUAUAUAUAUCAGUAUAUGCAUUCUAUCCGUUACCCUAGUAUCCCAUAACACAAGCCUACAGUGCUUACUUUAGAGCUAGGCUAAUUGGUGUGAGAAAUAUAAAAAAAAUAUGAUAACAUCACUGAAAAAAAUGUCGAUCAUGGGUUCUUGUCGGUUCUU
Molecule: messenger RNA, 2765 nt
Organism: Chilo suppressalis (striped riceborer)
Lineage: Eukaryota; Metazoa; Arthropoda; Insecta; Lepidoptera; Crambidae
Source: the annotation of a GenBank genome assembly